AUGUUUCUCCUCAUUAGUUUUGCUUAUUCAAAGAUCUGGGCACUAGAACUGAAUCUAGAUAGGAUAUGUUUAAGUGGAUAUAAUGGAGAAAAUCUUGAUCUUUUUCGCUGUGUUCCAAAUAGAAUUUGCAGGGAAAAUGAUUUAAGCACAUAUGAAUCAUUUUCCGGCAAUGAAUGUGUUGAAAGUUCGAUAUAUAAUGAUACAUUCCCAAAUUCAAACUACGAAAACGCAAAUUACAUUUUACUCAAAGAAUCUCUUAAAGAUGCAAACCUUUAUCAUGAUUCAUUUAUAAUAAAAUACGAAGAAUGUUUGAAUCUUCUACAAAAAUCAAAACUACUUCGUAUAUUCAAGAAAUUAGAUAUGAAUAUACUUUCUACAUAUAAAACCAUUCAUGAAAUCGACGAAGAUGUCAAUUUGUCAACAUCUGCAAACGAAACAAUCGAAGAAAACAUACAAAAUAUUUUGAAUAAAGAAACUCAAGAAAUUAUAUCAACAGAUGCGACUAAACCAGCAGAGCAAAGCAUAGAUAAUGAUAAUACUAUACAAAACUAUGUUAAUGAUCAAACAAAUGAAAAAAUACAAAAUAAUUCAGACGAAAAACCUAAAGAAAGCGAACAAAAAGAAGAUUCUGAGAAGAGUACACAAGAAGGAACCAAUGAACAAGGUGAAGAAGAUCGACCAACCAAUAGAGAAAUACAAAAAGCUGCAAAGAAAGCAAUUAAUCAAGUACAAGAACUUCUCUUUAGUCAUGGUAUCGAAGGAAUCAAGAAAUACAUGAAAAUGCAAGGAAACGCUAUAGUUUUAGAAAUUCCUCAAAAUAUUGAAAAAUCUCACAAAAACAAAGCCGAAAACAUUACAUUAAACGAAACACAAAAGUUCAUUCAGUUCAUAAACAAAACAAUACACGAUAUAAGUUACGAUGAACCUCCAAAAUUUGACAAAAACUACACAAUUUUCAUUGACCACAGAGUUCUUUACAAUUCAACGAUCACACCAUUUAAAGAAGUUUCCUUUACCAUUCCCAAAGACAGGAAAGCCAUUAUCAGAGUCCCUGAAGUUUCAAAGACAACGACAAUUGAAGAAAUCAUCAGGAAUUACUGUGAACCUCAAAACAUUGAUUUCUCAGCAUUUUCGGACAUAACAGUUUCGAUGAAAAUCGGAAUGACAGUGUUUGGAGAUGUAGAAGUCAUUGAUAUGAAAAUCAUGGGCGUCAGUUCAGGAAAUCCUUCACUUGCUAAGCAACUAGCGCAAGCAAUGAAUCAUCGACAAAACAAUGAAACAACAAACAUUUCUCAAGAAUUUAUCAACAUGAAUUUAACAGGUGUUUAUCUUCUUUUUGGCGAAAAAUACAACAAAAUCAUUGAUAAACAAGAAAAUGUUAAUCAAACUGCUGAAAAUUCUGAAAUUGUUGAUGAUGAGAAAUGCAAAGAAUUCAAUGAAAGUUUAGAUCAUUUUAAGUUCCUUUUAGAUGAAGAUCUUGAAUUCCGUUAUGCAGCAACAGAAGAACAGAAACAAAAGUUCAGGGAAACAAUAGAAAAUAUAACUAAUUCUGAUCAUAAAUGUAAUAAAAUGACAUUGUUCCCAUUGUUAGAAAUGGCUAUCCUUAAAGUCAGUUUUAUAAAUAGAGCAAAUGAAAUUGAUCAAUUAAGGAAAUCAUUCAAUGACUUAUCAAAUGAUUGCGCAAAUAGUAAGAAAUGUGUUGAUGAAGUUAAACAGAAUAUUACUAAUUUUGUUAAUGAAGCAAAUGAAGUUUUCAAUAAAUGGGAAGAAGACUUUAAUUUCACAAGCGAAGACAUUAAAAAUCAGAAAGACAAACUCGCGGAAUUCAAGAAGUAUUCGAGUAGUAAAUUAAGUGAAACAAUAACUUUGACAAGAGAAAUGCUUCAAAACCCUGAACUUUUGCAGAAAUUAGGAUUAGGAAAUCUCAAAAUUAUGUUUGGAAAUCCAAGUGAAGAUAAAGAAAAGAAACAAGAGAAAAUACCAAGAGAAGAACAAGAAAUCAUUGAUGAAAAGAAGAGAGUUCUCGAGAAAUUGGAUUAUUUAAGAAAGAAUGCUUCUAAAUACUUUGAUAUGGCUUCUGAAGCUUUGAAAGCUUCUCUGAAUUCAACAACAAUGAUAGAUGAAAUGAAACAUCAAAGUGACUACAUGAACUACACUGUUAUGGCCAUGUCUUUCCAGAGUUCUCAGCCAGAAGUAAUUGAUGAAUAUAAAAGAUUGGAAAGAAGACACAAAGAAAUGAAACUAAGAAGAGAAGCAAGAGAGAAACCUUUCUUCGAUGAAGAAAUUCCUGAAAUGGAUUACGAACCUCCUCAACCUCCACAACCACCUGAACAGAGAAAUAUUAUUAUAAUAAAACGUGCAGAACCAAAACCAGCAAAUGCAACAAAUCAAACAACUGUAAAUAAUCAAACAGUUAAAAUCAUUACUGUACCAAUUAAAGCAGGAAAUCUAACAGCUAAAAUAGCUCCAACAAAUCAAACAAUAACUAAUAUAGUUAAUCAAACAGUUGUAAGCAAUCAGACAACUGUAAAUGUAAAUAAUCAAACUGUUCAGGCAGGAAAUAAUUUGACUGUUAUUAAUAACAAAACAGAAAACAAAGGAACUGUUUUAGUUAAUCAAACAGUUCAUAAUGAUUCCAAACAAGUUAAUGUAACAAAUGAUGUUAAACAACAAGAAACAAAGCAAAAUAUUGUUUCUAAUUCUAAUGAAGCCAAAACAGAGAAGGUUAAUGAAACUAAACAAGACAAUGUAGCAAAUCAAACGCAAGCUAAAUCUAAACCAAUCACUGUUCAAACAGAUAAUAACCAAACUAUUGUUACUAAUCAAACUGAUUCCCAAGAAGAAACAAAUCAAACUAAUGUUCCGUAA
Trichomonas vaginalis G3 is the source of this 2868-nucleotide messenger RNA. RefSeq lists its product as uncharacterized. Bases 1 to 2868 code for a protein of 955 amino acids. The record is from RefSeq and is a predicted model, not a curated record. Lineage: Eukaryota; Parabasalia; Trichomonadida; Trichomonadidae. The transcript has a single exon.